Molecule: messenger RNA, 2779 nt
Organism: Xenopus laevis (African clawed frog)
Lineage: Eukaryota; Metazoa; Chordata; Amphibia; Anura; Pipidae
Exons: 4
Coding region: 260-2545 (761 amino acids)
Source: RefSeq, a predicted model, not a curated record
UGUAAAUUUAUGUACCAGGGCCCUUAGGGGUCUAGUUACACCACUGCAUACCCCCAACUAUCCCGCUUUUGGUGGGACAGUUCUACUUUCGUCAGCCCACCCGCUGUCCCGGAUCGACAGCUUAAUGUCCUUCUGGUCUACUGUUUCUUUACACUGACACUUACCAGGAAGGUACUCGUGAGAAGAGACUAUGACUCUUUUUUUUUGUCUGUUGGGAGGUAUGGUUUUCCUUGUAAUUCAAGAACAGACUUGGUGACAAAUGACAAUUCCACUUUCAUUUCACUUCCUGUUCCCAGUGAUGGCGGCUGCUGGAGUGAGAGAGGAGUUGACCUGCUGUGCAUGCUGGGAGAUUUAUACAGACCCUGUAACCCUGCCAUGUGGCCAUAACUUCUGUCUGGUCUGUAUUAGGAGAAUAUUGGAACGAAUGAGGAAUAUAGAGGAAGAUAUUUUCUGCCCUGUGUGCCAAAGGAAAUAUAGCAAAAAGAAUCAGCCUGAACAGAAUAUAAAUGUUAAUCUGUGUAACAUAGCAGAGCGAUUCCAUGUGACUGACCCACAUCAUGGCUGGACUGGGGUCUCCUGCACUUACUGUGACUCCCCUGUACCCGCUGCUAAAUCCUGUCUGUUGUGUGAGGCUUCUCUAUGUGUUACACACUUGCGGGUACAUAGCAAGUCACCAGAACAUGUAUUAACUGAACCUACAGUUUUAUUUGGAGACCGAAAAUGCUCCUCACACAGGGAACUGCUGAGAUAUCACUGCAUUGAUGAUGGUGACCGUGUCUGUGUGUCCUGCUGUCUGGCUGGGAAGCACCGGGGACACAGGGUGGAGCUGCUGAAUGAGACCCAAGAGAAGAUACAAGUUCAAGUGAUGGCGGCUGCUGAUGUGAGAUCUGAGCUGACCUGCUCCGUGUGCCGGGAGAUUUAUACAGACCCCGUAACCCUCCCGUGUGGCCAUAACUUCUGUCUGAGAUGUAUUGAGAGAACAUGGGAUACUCAGCAGGAAUUAUUUCUUGAAAAUCCUUCCUGUCCUGUCUGCAGACAAAGAUACACAAGAAGACCUGAAGUCAGAAUAGACAAGACUCUGAUAAAUAUAUUUGGAAAAGUAUUUGUACCUUACCCAGAGCAGGAGGGUGCUGGGAUUCUCUGCACUUAUUGUGACUCCUGUGUUCCUGCUGCUAAAUGCUGUCUGCACUGUGAGGCCUCUCUGUGUGACAGACAUGUGAGGAUGCACAGCAAGUCAGUAGGACACAUAUUGAUAGAACCCAGCAUGUUAUUUAAUAAUAAAGUCUGUUCCACUCACCAAAAGCCCCUGGGGUAUUACUGCCGGGAGGAUGAAGCCUCUAUCUGUGAGGUUUGUGUCCCGGAGCACAGGGGGCACAGACUGGAGAAGCUGAACAAGGGAUUUGAGAAGGUUAAAGAGAAACUGAGAAUUCUACAAGUGAUGCGCCAUUCGAACCCGAAAGACCAACUGAGCUGCUCCGUGUGCCGGGAGAUUUAUACAGAGCCAGUAACCCUGCCGUGUGGCCAUAACUUCUGCCUGAGAUGUAUUAAGAGAAGAUGGGACUGGCAGGAUGAGAUAAAGGAGGAUCUGUCCUGCCCUGAAUGCAGACAGACAUACAUGAGACGCCCUGAUCUGAAUAGAAACCAGAUGCUGAGUAACAUUGUGCAGAGGUUUAUUGUUACUCACCCAGAGCUCAGUGGCCCCAGGGACUUCUGCACUUACUGUCUCCACUCAGUUGUCCCCUCAGCUGUACCAGCAACUAAAUCCUGCCUGCACUGUGCCGCCUCUCUGUGUGAGCGUCAUGUGACUCAGCACAGCCAAUCACCAGAACAUGAAUUAACUGACCCCGCCACAAGAUGCUCCGCCCACCAGGAGCUGCUGAGAUAUUUCUGCACUGAGGACGGGGCCCGUGUCUGUGUGUCCUGCUGUCUGGCUGGGGAGCACCGGGGCCACAGGGUGGAGCUGCUGAAUGAGGCCACAGAGAUAAGAAAUAUUCAAGGGUGUUUGGGUGCAGGUCUGAGAGACAAACUUAGCUGCUCCAUGUGCCGGGGGAUUUAUAAAGAGCCUGUAACCCUGCAGUGUGGCCAUAACUUCUGCCAGGACUGUAUUGAGAGAACAUGGGACUAUCAGGAGGGGAUAGAAGAAGAAGAACCCUCUUGUCCUGAAUGUGGAGUGAGAUGCAGGAGAGAGAUGAAACUAAGAAAGAAUAACACAUUGUGUGACAUAGUGCAGUUACUUGUGUCUGAGCAGCAUCAUGGUGGCACCUCCUGUACCUACUGUAUUCACUCCCUGGUACCCGCUGCCAAAUCCUGUCUUAUGUGUGAGGCUUCUCUGUGCCAUUCUCAUUUGCUCAAGCACAGCAAGUCAGCAGAACAUGUCUCAUCUGAACCCAGCGCUUCCCACACAAACUGCUCCGCACACAGGGAACUGCUCCGAUAUCUCUGCACUGAGGAUGGGGCCCGUGUCUGUGUGUCCUGCUGUCUGGCUGGGGAGCACCGGGGCCACAGGGUGCAAAUGUUCCAUCAGGAGCAGGAGGAAAGUAGAUAGUUGUCAUUUGAAGCCACUGUGUAUUUGUUCUAAAGAAUGUAGUGAGUUGUAGGCAGAUCAGUGUAAUAAAGUGGCAGAAAGACGCCUGAGGGAAUCAGUUGUAAAGCAACUAAAAUGUAAUUAUAAUCUUGCCAAGUGAUAGAGAAUGGCUUUAUAUUAUCCUUAAAGGGCACCAAUCAUAACUAAAAUCAUUACUAAAUAAAAUACACUAUGUGAAAGUUCAAGAAAUCUGGU